AUGGAUGUUGAAGAAUCCAAAGAAAAUGAUACAGGGGAACUACCUUAUAAAUAUGAAAAUUUUUCAUCAAUCUUACUAAAAAAUAAUGUCAUAAAGAAUUUUAAUUGUCGUAAAAAUGAAGAUCAGGCAAACUUAAACAUCCAAUUUUCUGACGGUACAUCAGUAAAAAAAAAUGUAAAUAGUAGGGAAGGAAAACGAAAAAAAACAAAAAGAACAAGAAUGGUAAAAUCUGGGCAUAAUGAUAUUUUAUAUUUCCCAAUCAUAAGAAUUAAAAAAGGAUAUCACAUUCGAAAUAUAAUUAGAAAUACAUUUAACCCACUAAAAAAAUCAGUAAAGAGAAAAAUUUACACAAUAGAAAAAAUUCAAACGAGGAUUCAAUUAUUAACAAAAAUCGAACAACUGAAUAUUAAUACAAGAAGUAAAAAGAGAAAUACCAAUUUAGACAAACUUUUGAGACUAAACAAUAAUUCUAAAUUAUUAUAUAAUCUAAUAAAUAAUAUAUAUAGAUAUAUAAAUUUUGAAUUAGUAAUUGAUCGUAAAAGGUGCUACCAAUGCUUUUUGUUGAAACAUGAUAAAACAAAUAAAUACCCUACAAAACUUAUUUCUUUAUAUAAAUAUUUACAAAUAGUGAAGAAGAAAAAGAAUAAAAAAAUAAUAAGCCAGAUAGACACAUACACAAAUGAUUGCAAAACAGGAAAAAAAAACUAUUUCAUUUUUAAUUAUGGAUUUUAUACCAAAAAGGGAAUUUAUCAUGAAAAUGAAGAUACAAGUUCUCAUGUCAUGCUUAGUUCGUAUAAAAUAUAUAAUGAGAUUAAUAAACUUAUUAAUUUGAUAAAUGCAAGAAAUAAAAACCGUAAUAUUAAAUAUAACAUAUUAGAUGAUGUUUUAAAAUUAUUAAAAUAUAGUAAUAACCAUAAUAAUGAAUCGAAAAGUUCUGAUACAAAUAGUAAUGAAUAUUAUGAAGAAAAUCAAUGGGGAAAUAAAAAUAGUAAAAAUAUGUUCCAUAGUAAAGCCGAUGAUAAAAUUUACUUAAAAUUUGCAUCGCCAACAUAUUACUUAAUGGAAAAUGCCUAUAACAAUGCAGAAGAAGAGAAAUAUGAUAUGAUUUGCAACUACUUUUUUUAUGGCCUAAAUAAUAAUAAGAAGAAUAAUAAGAAAUGUAUAAUGAGAAGACAAAAUAAAAAAAAUAAAAUUUCUGAUUUUGAUCCUUAUAAAUUAAAUGUUAUAAAUUAUGGUAUUGAAAAAUCACAAAUGUUAGAAAGCGAUCAAGAAGAACAAAACUAUUAUACAUUUAAUGAAAACUUAAAGAAAUGUCCAAAUAUUCAAUUUAUUUGCAAAGUGUGUAAAAAAUGCGAAUAUAUAAAAAGUAAAGACCGAUAUAAUUUUUACUACUUUAGUUACCUAUUUAAGAAUUUGAAUAGUGGAAAAAUAAACAAAAAUAAUGAGCGUUUUUUUUCAAAUGGUGUUUGCGCAAACAACAAUGUGUCUAUGCAUUGUAGUAAUAAUAAACGUACUAUUGAUCAGGAGAAAAUUGAAUUAUUUUCUGACUCAGUUAGGAAAAAUAUGAAUUGUUCAGGUAAAAAUGAAAAUAUAGAAGAAAAGGAAAAAGAAGAAAAUAAAAUAAAAAAUAAAAAUCAUGAUGAUGUAACAUACAAACUAAUGAGUGAAGAAUUUACAUUAAAUGAUUACAUAAUCAAAUGCAAAACAUGUCGUCAUUUUAGAAUGUAUGACAACUUACCAAAUAAAUAUUUCACAGACAUAUUUUUUAACAUACCUGGUAGCUUAAAAUGCCAAAAUUUUAUGAACGAGCCAGGUAAAAGCAUAUUUUACAAUAUCCCAAAAAUUCGUGAUCAGAAUAAUAAUGAAAUAGGCUAUAUAAAAAAUAGUAAAACUAACGAAUAUAAAAGCAAUUAUUGUAUAAAAAAUGUAAGAAAUAAUAAUCUCUUCAAAUGGGUUGUCCCUCAUUCAUACACUGACGUAGAAUUUUAUGAAAAGGAAAGCAAUAUUUAUUUUUUAUAUAAUAAAAAUAAAGCUUAUACAACAAAUAAGCAUAUCAAUAUACUAUCGUUUAGUCAGCAGGAUGAUUGUCUAAAUGAUCAGUCAGAAAAAGAAAUGGAUAUAACUUUUAGUUCAUUAAUGAGUUUAAAAAAACAAAAGAAAGAAUACUUUGAUAGUAAAAAAAGAAAAAUGUUUGUAAACUAUUAUAAAAGUACUAUAAAAAGAAAUUCAGAGAAUAAAGAGGAUGAAGAAAAAUAUGAUAAGGACGAUAAUAGAAAUAUUUUUAAAAAAGCAUUUAGCCAAUUCGAUAUGCAUUUGUUUACAAUAUGUGAUGGUCAUACUGAUUCAAAUGGUUCCACUUUUUUAAUUCAAAAUGUUCAUAAAUUAUUUUAUUAUCUUUUAAUUUACACAUUUUUUAAUAUUCACUUGUCUUUAAAAAUUUUACACCCCCUAUUGGAUAUCCUAUAUUAUAAAUAUCGAUCAGAUAACAAUUUAACGGAUUACUCUGGGUCAUGUAUUAUUAAUGUACUACUUAGGAAAAAUAAUAUUUAUGUAAAUAAUACGGGGGAUAGCAAAUGUGCUAUCAUGACAUUUGAUUUAAGCAAAUUUGGAUAUGGAAAAUCAAUGAAUAAUACAUUAAAAGAAGAGAAGAGUAAAAAAAAUAAAAAAAAUAAAAAAAUGAAGAACACUGAUGAAGCUUACGAACUAGGGAAAGAGAAUAAAAAUGAUUUUAAGGAAAAUAAUAUUUUUUCUGAACUCUCAAAUAUCAGAGAAUCUAGCUAUAAGCACUACAUAAUUAAUGAGGAGUCGAUUUCAUAUAAUGAAUUAAAUUCUGAACAUAAUUGUAAUAACUAUAUGGAAUAUCUUAGAAUGUAUAAAUUAAAUUAUUGUGAUAAUUUAAAAAAGGAUUAUCUUGUUUCAAAUAUGGAAAAAAAUCUAGAAAAUUUAAACAAAAAAGUUGAAAAUAUAGAGUGUGCUAAAAAAGAAUUAGAUAAAGAAAAGUUUACAACAACAGAUUAUCAAAUUGGGGGCAAAGACAAUGAAGAAGUACCAAAUAUUAGCCAGGUCAUUAAUGUCAGUAAAAGAAAGAAAGGGAAGAAGGGAAAGGGAAAGAAGGAAAAUCUUUCGAUAAGCUAUGAUUUAAAUGAUUUGAUAAUAAAAAUAAAUAAAUAUAUUUUAAAGGAAGAUGGAAAAGAAAUAGAUAUAGCCAAUGUUCCAUUUGAAUUAAUAAAGUUUAACAGAUUAUAUGACAGUUUACACCCAUCUAGAGUAAUAGGGGAUUAUGAUUUAAAAGGGAAAUGCAUUGAUCGAGAUUUUAUUUUGUCUAACAAUUCUAAUAUAUAUAAAUAUGAUAUGAAUAAUAUAAAUUGGCUUAAUAAUAUUCAUUAUAUUUAUAAAAUACAAAAAUGUAUAAAUUGCAAAAUGAUUUAUUUAUUGAAUAGUUAUGGAAAAGUAAAUUCAAUCCAAAAUAUUUCUUUACUUAAUAUGAAAAAUAAAUUACAUCAAAACAGUAACACACUUGUAAAUUAUAUUGAAAAAAACAUAAAAAAUAAUUAUUGUAAUAAUGUGAUAGAUGAAAGUGAUAGUGAUAAUUCUUUUGAAAAAAAACUUAAAAGUAUUAUAAGCAUUUACAAAGACAAUGAAAAUAGUGACUCUAAAAAAAUGAAAACAAAAAAUACUAACUUAUAUUUGAAUGACAACAUAUCUCGAUAUAUCCAUAUUAAAAAUAAUUCGUUAAAUACAAAUUAUGUAUAUCAGUUAGGAAAAAAAGAAAACAAACAUUUUUUUCAUUUGCUAAUUAUCGCAUCGGAUGGUGUUUUUGAAUAUCUUAAUCCGGCUUAUGUUUUAAAUAUAAUAAAAAAUAAUAAACCUAUUUAUAAAAAAAUCCAAAAAAUUUAUUAUAUUUACAACAUGUAUAGCACCAAUCGUGAUUUAACAAACAGAGAUAUAAAUUAUAUGCUGCAUACAUGUAUGUUCACUAAAAAAGAAUGCACACAGCUCGCUAAAAAUAUUAUUAAGAAGACUGUUAAUAGUGGAAAUAUUGAUGACAGUACAUGUUUUUGUAUUUUUUUGUUUCCUACAAUGUUUUUUCAUGAUUAA
This is a messenger RNA of Plasmodium vinckei vinckei, 4098 nucleotides long. RefSeq names its product conserved Plasmodium protein, unknown function. The record is from RefSeq and is a predicted model, not a curated record. The coding region runs from base 1 to 4098 and encodes 1365 amino acids. Lineage: Eukaryota; Apicomplexa; Aconoidasida; Haemosporida; Plasmodiidae. The transcript has a single exon.